This is a messenger RNA of Lotus japonicus, 2033 nucleotides long. Its product is annotated as succinate-semialdehyde dehydrogenase, mitochondrial. Lineage: Eukaryota; Viridiplantae; Streptophyta; Magnoliopsida; Fabales; Fabaceae. The record is from RefSeq and is a predicted model, not a curated record. Gene Ontology annotation, biological process: GABA catabolic process. The transcript is spliced from 20 exons. The coding region runs from base 54 to 1661 and encodes 535 amino acids. Gene Ontology annotation, molecular function: succinate-semialdehyde dehydrogenase (NAD+) activity.
AGGAAUAAUUUGACCAUUUCCAAAUACCACCGCUGCAGUUGAUAUCAGCAGUGAUGAUUAGUCAUAUGAACAUGGCACUGCGAUCCCCGAUGCUUCUCUCUCGCUAUUCCCAUCUCCUCUCUGCUAAACUGCAGAUUCAAAUGCACCUCUCCACUUCUCCCCUCACUCGCAAGAUGAGCACGGAUGCACGGAGUAUUGCCUCUCAGCUUAGUAAUUCUGGCCUGUUGAAGACUCAGGGCCUUAUUGGAGAGAAAUGGAGUGAUGCUUAUGAUGGAAAAACCAUUCAGGUUAUUAAUCCUGCUACUGGUGAUUCUAUAGCAGAUGUUGCAUGCAUGGGUGGAAGAGAGACGAAUGAUGCAAUUUCCUCUGCCUAUGAUGCCUUUAGAUCAUGGAGCAAAAUCACUGCUGCUGAGCGAAGCAAAUAUUUGAGGAAAUGGUAUGACUUGCUAAUGGCCCAUAAAGAAGAGCUAGCACAACUUAUAACCUUGGAGCAAGGCAAGCCUCUUAAAGAGUCUCUGGGCGAGGUAAGCUAUGGGGCUGGCUUUAUUGAGUUUGCAUCUGAGGAGGCAAAGCGUAUAUAUGGGGAUAUCAUUCCUGCGCCUCUAUCUGAUAGGCGGUUAUUUGUUUUAAAGCAGCCUGUAGGGGUUGUAGGUGCAAUUACACCUUGGAACUUUCCCCUUGCUAUGAUUACCCGAAAGGUUGGCCCAGCCCUUGCAUGUGGCUGUACAGCAGUCAUAAAGCCCUCUGAAAUCACGCCUCUCACUGCUUUAGCUGCAGCAGAACUCGCUAUUCAAGCUGGAAUCCCAGCGGGUGUACUGAAUGUGGUUAUGGGAAAUGCUCCUGAUAUUGGCGAUGCUUUUCUUGCAAGUCCACAGGUACGGAAAAUCACAUUCACUGGCUCGACAGCUGUUGGAAAGAAAUUGAUGGCAGGUUCUGCAGAGACGGUUAAAAAAGUAUCUCUGGAACUUGGUGGCAAUGCCCCUUGCAUAGUUUUUGAUGAUGCUGACCUAGACAUUGCAGUAAAAGGAACCCUUGCAGCAAAGUUCCGUAAUAGUGGACAGACAUGCAUUUGUGCAAAUAGAAUUAUCGUGCAAGAAGGUAUAUAUGAGAAAUUUGCAAAUGCUUUGCUUGAUGCUGUUCAGAAUAUGAAAGUUGGGGAUGGUUUUAGUGACGGUGUUGUUCAGGGUCCUCUGAUCAAUGAAGCUGCUGUAAAAAAGGUUGAGUCCUUAAUUCAUGAUGCUACAUCAAAGGGGGCAAAAGUAAUUAUUGGGGGUAAAAGACAUAGUCUUGGACUCACUUUUUAUGAACCAACCAUCGUCAGUGAUGUCCACAAUGAUAUGCGCAUAUCUAGAGAAGAAGCAUUUGGACCUGUUGCGCCCCUUUUGAGGUUCAAAACUGAAGAGGAUGCUAUCAGAAUUGCCAACGACACUAACGCAGGUUUGGGUUCAUAUGUAUUUACAAACAGUAUCCAGCGAUCAUGGCGCGUUGCUGAGGCUCUUGAAUAUGGACUUGUGGGUGUUAAUGAAGCAGGAAUUUCAACCGAGGUGGCUCCAUUCGGUGGUUUUAAACAAUCUGGCCUAGGAAGAGAAGGAUCCAAAUAUGGGAUGGAUGAAUAUUUGGAGAUCAAGUAUGUCUGCUUGGGAAACAUGAAUAAAGAGUGAAGUGUUUGAGGUGUAUACAUGAGGCAGUAUCAAGCUUAUGCAGGGUUCAGCUAUGGUUCAAAUGUACUUGGAGUUUGGAAAAGGGAGGGGUUACCCUAUUUUUGUUGAUAUGGAAGAAGAUACAUGUAGCUGUUCCCAUUUUGUGUACAAAUAAGUGUAGGCUUGCAAAGGAGAGCCUCAAUUUUCUUUGUUUCAUCAUUUUUCCUUUCAUUUUCAUUUCCUUCUCUGUAAGGUCUUUUACAAUAUUUCAAAGAACAAUGUAGAAGGUCUGAGAUUUAGAAACAAUGUAAAUACCUUUUUAGAUGUCUGGUUAGAAGUGUUCAAUGGAUUACUGGUGCAAUGAACUCCAUAUACUGGUCAUAUCAGGUUAAA